AUGUCUACAACUCCACCACCAGCUAUUUUCUUCACCGAUUGGGAUGGUACAGUCACAUUAGAAGACUCAAAUGACUACCUUACUGAUAAUUUAGGUAUGGGUUACCCAAAAAGAAAAAUUAUAAAUGAUAAAAUAUUAGAAGGAAGUUUAAGUUUUAGAGAUGGAUUUAGAGAAAUGUUAGAAUCAAUUCCAACACCAUUUAAUGAAUGUAUUGAAUAUUUAUUGAAAAAUGUCAAAUUAGAUCCUGGAUUUAAAGAAUUUUAUAACUAUUGUGAAGCUAGAAAAAUUCCAAUUAUUGUUGUUAGUUCAGGAAUGACUCCAAUUAUUUCUGCAUUAUUAACUAAAUUAGUUGGUGAAGAAGCUGUUUCAAAAAUUCAAAUAUUAUCAAAUGAUGUUAGAGUAGAUGAUAAUGGUAAAAACUGGGAAAUAAUUUUUAAACAUCCAGAUUCACAUUUUGGUCAUGAUAAAUCAAAAUCAAUUACAGAAUAUUUAGAAGCACAUGGGUUUUCAGCAGCUCAAAAUCAAGACUUAGACGGUUUACCAAGCAUGCCAAAACUUUUUUACGCAGGUGAUGGUAUUAGUGAUGCUUCACUGGCAGAAAAACUUGAAGAAAUUUCAAAAAGUUUGGAGAAAAAUGAUAAUAAUGAUAAAUCUGAUGAAGAUACUGAUAGUUUAUUAUUUGCCAAAAGUGGUCGUGAUCUUAUUAAAUUUUGUGUUAGAGAAAACGUUGCAUUUACUGAAUUUAAUGAUUUUAAGGAUAUAUUAUCAAAAUUGAAAAGUAUAGUUGAUGAUGGUGUUCCUGUUAAAAAUUUCGUUGAAAAUUCAAAAGUUAAAGCUAAUGAAGAGGUUAAAGAAACUACUAAAUAG
This is a messenger RNA of Lodderomyces jiufengensis, 867 nucleotides long. Its product is annotated as putative phosphoric monoester hydrolase. The transcript has a single exon. The record is from RefSeq and is a predicted model, not a curated record. Gene Ontology annotation, molecular function: phosphatase activity. The coding region runs from base 1 to 867 and encodes 288 amino acids. Lineage: Eukaryota; Fungi; Ascomycota; Pichiomycetes; Serinales; Debaryomycetaceae.